Molecule: messenger RNA, 330 nt
Organism: Prunus armeniaca (apricot)
Lineage: Eukaryota; Viridiplantae; Streptophyta; Magnoliopsida; Rosales; Rosaceae
Source: the annotation of a GenBank genome assembly
AUGGCGAUGUCGAUGGUCCGAUCUGCUGCCCUUCGAACCGCCCUGCGCAGUGGCUCUCGAUCCUCUGCUACUCCAAAGCGUUCCUUCUCCUCCUCCGCUGUUCACGACGAUGCUCAUGAAACGGCCAAGUGGGAGAAGAUUACUUACUUAGGCAUUGCUUCAUGCACAAUUUUCGCGUUUGUUGUCCUGUCAAAGCCUCAUCCUCACUACGAUGAGCCUCCUCCGUACCCAUAUUUACACAUCCGCAAUAAGGAGUUCCCAUGGGAGUGUUCCAGCAUAUUUAUUGUCGAUGAUGGAUUCGAUCUUAGCCAUUAUUUUGGUUCUCAUUAA